Choloepus didactylus (southern two-toed sloth) is the source of this 2964-nucleotide messenger RNA. It is a transcript of the gene DYNC1I1, whose product is annotated as dynein cytoplasmic 1 intermediate chain 1. The transcript is spliced from 17 exons. Bases 217 to 2154 code for a protein of 645 amino acids. Gene Ontology annotation, molecular function: dynein light chain binding; dynein heavy chain binding. Gene Ontology annotation, cellular component: cytoplasmic dynein complex. Gene Ontology annotation, biological process: transport along microtubule. Lineage: Eukaryota; Metazoa; Chordata; Mammalia; Pilosa; Megalonychidae. The record is from RefSeq and is a predicted model, not a curated record.
GAGAGGAAGUGAUCGCUCCCGGAGGAGCACGAGCCGAGCGGCCCGCGCAGCGUGAGACAGCACAUCCUGCCCGCGCCGGGCAGCGCCGCCCUCGGGAGCCGCCUGCGCGCAGCCGGUCCCGCUCCGCCGCCGCCUCCUCGGCUCGGGAGACGCCGCGCUGCUGCCGCGGUCCGGGAAUCCAGUUCUGCGGCUGCCUAAAGCGUCCAGGAAACCAACAUGUCUGACAAAAGUGACUUAAAAGCUGAGCUAGAGCGCAAAAAGCAGCGCUUAGCACAAAUAAGAGAAGAAAAGAAACGGAAAGAAGAGGAAAGGAAGAAGAAAGAGGCUGAUAUGCAGCAGAAGAAAGAGCCAACACAGGACGACUCUGACCUGGAUCGCAAACGGCGAGAGACAGAGGCUCUGCUGCAAAGCAUUGGUAUAUCGCCGGAGCCUCCUCUAGUGCAGUCGCUGCAUUUUUUAACAUGGGAUACCUGUUAUUUUCAUUAUUUAGUCCCAACCCCUAUGUCUCCCUCCUCGAAAUCAGUGAGCACUCCCAGUGAAGCUGGAAGCCAGGACUCGGGCGAUCUGGGGCCAUUAACAAGGACCCUGCAGUGGGACACAGACCCCUCGGUGCUGCAGCUGCAGUCAGACUCAGAACUUGGACGAAGAUUGCAUAAGCUGGGCGUGUCGAAGGUUACCCAAGUGGAUUUUCUGCCACGGGAAGUAGUGUCCUACUCCAAGGAGACCCAGACGCCUCUGGCAACACAUCAGUCUGAAGACGAUGAGGAAGAUGAAGAAAUGGUAGAACCUAAAGGGGGCCAUGAUUCAGAACUGGAAAAUCACGACAAAAAACAGGAGGUGAAGGAAGCCCCUCCAAGGGAGCUGACAGAGGAAGAAAAACAACAGAUCCUCCAUUCAGAAGAAUUCCUCAUCUUUUUUGAUCGGACGAUACGGGUAAUUGAACGAGCACUGGCAGAAGACUCAGACAUCUUUUUUGACUACAGUGGCCGAGAAUUAGAGGAAAAAGAUGGGGAUGUGCAGGCUGGAGCCAACCUUUCUUUCAAUCGACAGUUCUACGAUGAGCAUUGGUCCAAGCACCGAGUGGUCACCUGUAUGGACUGGUCUCUCCAGUACCCUGAACUGAUGGUUGCUUCCUACAACAACAACGAAGAUGCCCCUCAUGAACCAGAUGGAGUGGCUUUGGUUUGGAACAUGAAGUUUAAGAAAACCACACCAGAGUACGUCUUCCACUGUCAGUCCUCUGUGAUGUCAGUCUGCUUUGCCCGUUUCCAUCCCAACUUGGUGGUUGGUGGGACGUACUCAGGUCAGAUUGUCCUGUGGGAUAAUCGCAGUCAUCGAAGGACACCUGUGCAGCGCACACCUUUGUCGGCUGCUGCACACACACAUCCUGUGUACUGUGUAAAUGUUGUUGGAACCCAGAAUGCCCACAACCUCAUCACUGUCUCCACUGAUGGUAAAAUGUGUUCCUGGAGCCUGGACAUGCUCUCAACUCCACAGGAGAGCAUGGAGCUGGUGUACAAUAAGUCCAAGCCUGUGGCUGUUACCGGAAUGGCUUUCCCGAUGGGAGACGUCAAUAAUUUCGUGGUCGGCAGCGAGGAGGGUACAGUCUACACAGCUUGUCGUCAUGGAAGCAAAGCAGGCAUUGGUGAGGUCUUUGAAGGGCAUCAGGGACCAGUGACAGGAAUCAACUGCCACAUGGCAGUGGGCCCAAUCGACUUUUCACACCUCUUUGUCACAUCGUCCUUUGACUGGACCGUCAAACUGUGGACCACAAAGCACAACAAGCCGCUCUACUCCUUUGAAGACAAUGCAGACUAUGUGUACGAUGUCAUGUGGUCCCCCGUGCAUCCCGCGCUCUUUGCCUGCGUGGACGGGAUGGGGCGCUUGGACCUCUGGAACCUCAACAAUGACACCGAGGUUCCAACAGCUAGUGUGGCCAUUGAGGGGGCGUCUGCUUUAAACCGCGUCCGCUGGGCUCAAGCUGGCAAAGAAGUUGCCGUUGGGGACUCAGAAGGCCGUAUUUGGAUUUACGACGUUGGAGAGCUGGCAGUUCCCCACAAUGACGAAUGGACCCGCUUUGCCAGGACCCUCGUGGAGAUCCGUGCUAACAGAGCCGACAGCGAGGAGGAAGGCACUGUUGAGCUAUCUGCCUAGUGGAAAGAAGCCAGCCCACCCCACACCUUCAGUCCUUUUAGAGCUCAGCCACUUUUACUCAGCGUCCAUUCACAGUCAGUAUUGCCGUGACAUUUCAGGUGCCAUAUUGUGCCAGCUUUGCUCCAAGUAGUCCACACUGAUCCUGUUGUGCUUUCCACCAAUCUGAAAUUCACAGAGCAUUUCCAUCUUUUCUGUCUCAAAAAUGGGGGAGGGGGACCUUAACGGAUUUAGUUGUUGCCUUUUAACUACUUAGUAGCUGUAUUUAAUAGCUGGAAACCUCUGGUUAAAUUUGUGCUUACAUGCACUCAUGGCAUAGUCCUAUUAAAUCCAUAUGAAGCCAGAUAUGAUUAGGUGCAGAUGUGGUGUGCUUCAUGAUAUGGUCCAGGGCCAAAGACUUGAGAUGUGGUGUUUCACACAGUAAGUCACAUUAUGAAUGGAUUUAUUAUAAGAACAUUGCUGCUCCUUAUUUAUUGUGGUCUGCUGCAUGGAACAUAUUUAUUUGAAAGCAUUAAAAUAAACGAUCCUAGAGCAUGUGCAUAAUGAGAGGACUGCAUUGUCUCUCUCCUGCUGUUGAGGUUACAUUAAGUUCCAAAUAACAGUAUGUCGGUUCCAUGGAGGACAUGAAAUGUUGCAGUGAAAGGAAUGAUUUUUAAUGUCUGUUAUUUCUAGGUACUUUAACAAUAUUUCAAAUAUAGUUGACUGUUGAUUCUUCAUUCAAGCAAACACAGUCUGACAAAAGUCUCUGAUUCCUAAAUAUGAUACCAGUCUAAAUAUGAUACCAGUAUUGCCAAUAAAAUGUUCCAAACCAGA